GGGAUCCAAGACGUGGCGGCUCGGCGCUUUCCCGAACAUCACUAACGCGUUCCAGCCCUUCUCGUUUGGGGACGCCGAGAUCCCGAGAGCACCCGCAUUUCUGGCGGCCAGAGCACGAGGAGACCGUGCACCCUGGCUCGUGCGUCGUCUUCCCCAUGGGCUACAUCCAUGAGACCUACGUAGCUGAGGGGAAGGCUGGAGCCGAUGGAUGCAGUGUUGCAAGCACUUUCCAGUUUCAGGACCCUCAGCCAAUCUAUCAGUGGAAGAACUUUCUACAAAGAUGGGGGCUGUCGCACUACACGCGAGAGGAACCGUGCCUGAAAAGGAUGCAGCCGUACGUGUUCCUCGGCGAGCCGUGGGCUGUCGGAUUGCGGGGCGAGGCAGCGCAGAAGGAGAUCAGGAAGAGGUUCCAGCAGGUGGACAAGAAUCGCGACGAUAGCCUCUCGCUUGACGAGCUCCUCGUCGUUUACCGCGUGUUGUACGCCCGUUGGCGGAUGCCCUGGCAGACCCCCGUGACGAAGGCUGAGGCGUCGAAGGCGAGAGAGGAGAAGCAGAAGUGGAUGGCGGAGGACGCCCUGCUCUUCCACGACGACAACCGAGACGGCGGCAUAUGCUACGAGGAGUUCGAGCAGACGAUCUUGAAGUUCGAUGCCGUGAGACAACGAGCAAAAGACAUAAAGGACUUGCAGAGGAAGCCUCAGGAGUUGUUCAAGCGAGAGAAAUAUUGGAUUAGGCAGCACAUGUGCACAGACAGCGAUUGCGAGACGCUCAAGCAGUUGGACAAGGACUACGCUCCGAUCGAGCAGCGACUGGCGG
Molecule: messenger RNA, 816 nt
Organism: Prorocentrum cordatum
Lineage: Eukaryota; Dinophyceae; Prorocentrales; Prorocentraceae
Source: the annotation of a GenBank genome assembly